AUGUGGAUCCUGCUGCUUCUGUUCAUGCCGUUAGUCCUCGGCCAGCAGCCGUGGGUGCCGUGCUCCGAACUGAACGAUGACCUUCGAUACCCUUGCCGAUGCAAAGUCCAAGUCGACAGGGCUUUGCAACUGAGAAUACUGAUGAACUGCGACCGCGUAGUAUUCGCUGGGGAUUUCCCACCCCUGCCUUAUGGUGCUCCUAUUGUCGCCUUCAGCCAACGAUGGGCCGGACAGCAGUCGCUGCCAACACAGAUAUUCUCAUCCUACGGCCUGCCCAUAAAAGAACUAGACUUUUCCCACAACAGCCUUCGUAGACUGCCCGAUCGCCUUCUAGCGGGCAUUCGGGGAAACAUCACGAAGUUAGUUCUGUCUGAUAACCUGCUGGGUGACAACUUAAAUCCGAUAUUUUCGACUGCAGAGUUCCAUAACCUGCCUGCUUUGGAGGAGCUGGAUCUAAGUGGGAACAGCAUACGAGGCCUUGAAGAAGGACUCCUGAUUGGAUGUGACGUUCUAAAGGUAUUGCGCCUCGACCGUAACAAUAUGAAUUCCGCGCCGUCCUCCUCACUCAAUGGGCCACAGUCAUUAAAAGUUCUCUCGCUGAGGGAAAACAGAAUAGGUACAAUAAGGCAAGCUACGUUCGUAUCACAGAAGACAUUAGAAGAAAUAGAUUUGCACGGAAACAUGAUUUCGACAAUCGAAGGCGGUGCAUUUAUCAGCCUGAGUGAGAUACAAAGCCUUGAUCUAGGUCGUAACAGACUCUCCAAGAUUAACAGUGAUGUGUUUCAAGGUAUAGAAACCUUGGAAAGAUUGGAUUUAUCUGAGAACUUCAUAGCUGAUUUCCCGACAGUUGCACUUAAAUCUUUCGGCAAUCUAAAGCAUUUAAAUCUAUCAAGCAACAUGAUUUCUAAUAUGGACCCUAGCCAUCUUAACUCGUUGAGUUCCCUACAAGUGUUGGAUUUGAGCAGAAAUAAUCUAGUAAAGUUAUCUCCUGGUACUUUUGUUGGACUGACAGAUUUAAGAUAUUUGGACAUCGGAGUUAAUUCCUUACGUACUGUGGAGGAUGACGCAUUUGAUGGUUUGACAAGUCUUCAAACUCUGUUGUUAAGAGACAACAAUAUUCUCCUCAUUCCUGCAACCGCACUGUCUCGAUUGCCUAGUGUUACGUCUGUUCAUUUAGGGUUUAAUAGAGUAACAGCAUUGUCAAGUGACAUAUUGAGAGCUGUUUCUGAUAGAAUAACUUCUUUGGUUCUUUCAAGGAAUGUCAUAAGAGAACUACCACCAGCUGCUUUUGAGCAUUUCAAAACUUUAAAACAUUUGGAUUUAUCAGGAAAUCUCUUGAACUCAAUUUCAGCAGAAGUAUUUAGUGGCUUAGAAACAACUCUUGAAUUUUUAUCUCUAAAUCAAAACAGAAUAUUGGGCUUUACUGGGGAGCAACUGAAAUUUGUGAGCCUUUGGUAUUUAGAUAUCUCAGGAAAUCAAAUAUCAGAAAUUCCAGUCAACGCUUUUCAAUCCAUUCCAAGCUUAACACAUUUGAAUAUGAGUCAUAAUUUACAUAUAAACGUUCUUCCUCAAAAUGUCUUUAAUUAUAACGAUGCAUUACUAACAGUUGACAUAAGCCACGUUGGUUUAAAAGCACUUCCAGUCAAUUUGUUUUCAAAAACUCAUAAUUUAGAACAAAUUUAUCUAUCCCAUAAUAAUUUGCAAGAAAUAUCCGAAGGUUCUUUUAAAAAUCUUAAGAAUUUAACUCAUCUUGAUUUGUCCUAUAAUAAUAUAGCCACGAUUAGAACACCUGCAUUUGUGAAUGUUAUGUCUAUUCAGUAUUUAUCAUUAAAAGGAAAUCAGCUAAAUGCUUUUAAAGGUGAGUUCUUUAAUACAGGAACUAGUUUAGAAGUGAUUGACGUUUCUGACAAUCAGUUAAGCUAUUUAUUCCCAUCUUCAUUCAAGAUUCAUCCAAGGUUAAGAGAAAUUAUCUUGACUAAUAAUAAAUUUAAUUUUUUCCCUUCUGAACUUAUAAGUACUCUUCAAUAUUUAGAACUUAUUGAUUUAUCUGGAAACGCUUUGAAGAACGUCGACGAGUUAGAUUUUGCUCGGUUACCUAAAUUGAGAUCAAUUUUACUGGCCAGAAAUGAACUCGAAACUGUGAGUGAAAUGGCUUUCCAUAAUUCUUCUCAGAUUCAACAUUUAGAUCUUUCAUAUAAUAAAAUUGAUCGGUUAGGUGAUAGACUUUUUGAAGGUCUUAUUAGAUUAGAAACUCUUAAUCUGAAAGGAAAUGUUCUUACUGAACUUCCUGACAACAUUUUUGAUAGAUCAAGAUUGCAUAUGCUUGAGACAAUAUUACUUAGUCAUAAUCUGUUUGAACAAGCUCCAUUAAAAGCAUUACAAAAACAGUACUUUUUCGUAUCAUCCGUAGAUUUGUCAUAUAAUGAUAUUAUGGAUAUACCAGCUGAAGAUAGCGUAAUGGUUAAUAUUAAAAAGUUAGACUUAUCAUUUAACCCUUUAUCAGAAAAAACUAUUAGCAACGUUUUAACUGAGCCAAAAACUGUUAGAGAUUUGAAUUUGGCAGGAACUGGAAUGAAAUCGGUUGGUCAGUUGGAAACUCCAUUUUUACAUAAACUAAACUUAUCGUACAAUAAUAUAUCAAAACUUACUGAAAAAACCUUUACGAGAACUACUUUACUAGAAUCAUUAGAUCUGUCGAAUAAUCAAUUCGGAGAUGUUUCCAAUUCACUAGCUAUUUCUUGGCCGAAAUUAAAAAACCUUUUGAGACUAAAUAUUUCGGAUAACCCAAUUAUAAUGAUUCUUGAAGGAAACUUUGAAAGCCUCACGUCUCUUCGUAUAUUAGAUAUGAGAAAUUUAGAAAAAAGCACCAAAAUUGAAAAGAAUGCUUUUAGAACUUUAUCAAACUUAGUGGAAUUCCGAGCUUAUGGAUAUCCAAGGCUAGGAUACUUUGAUGUGCAAGGCGCCUUACAAUAUUUAUUGGCACUUGAGAAGUUAGACGUUGAGGUAAAAGAUACUAACAUUGGCCCAGAUCAAUUGCAUUCAAUAUUGCAUCCACGUCUCGAGGAACUAGGUUUAAGAGGCAACCGCUUAAGAACUGUUUCCUCGGGUGUACUCGCAGGUUUGAAAGCUCCUAGUAUUACCGUUCGGUUACGAAAUACAUCCGUAACAAAUCUGCCACCAGCCUUGCUAUUUCCUUUACCACGAUCAUCUAGAAUAACUAUAGAUGUAGGUGGAAGUCAAUUAACUACGCUGCAACCUCAAUUGUUGGUUGCACUUGAUGAUCGUAAGGCAGAUUUGUCAAUGUUUGGAUUAGACACCAAUCCAAUCCGCUGUGAUUGUAACUCAAGAGCUUUAAGAAGAUGGCUUCCUACUGUUGGGAUUGAUGAGAUACGAUGUAGUUCUCCUGAGCAUUUAUCGGGAUUUUUACUAAUUGAAAUUGGUGACGACGAGCUGUCUUGCGAUACACGGCGCAAAACAACCGCUACAUCUUCUUCUAGUAGCGUUUCAACAACAGCCCCUCCACGUCUUGUUCACCGAACUUCUGCUGAGCCUGAUAUUAUUUGGUCAGUAGCACCGUCACACGAAAGGCCAAAACCUCAAGGGGAGCCCAAAGGAGCGCCAGUUAUUGGCGUCGCUACUUCUUCAAACGAUGAUAAUUUGAUUAUUGGAAUUGUAGGAGGAGUUGUAGCAUUCAUUGCUAUUCUAAUUGUCGCUAUAUGCAUAGUUCGUCUUCGGAUGACUACAACGUCUUACCGAGGUGGUCCGUUAGCCAAUAGUCCAGGAGCCGGUGGUGCUCCCUUAUGGGGUGCAGCUUGGCCUGGUUAUGCAGGCACGUUGCCACCUCCAUCAUUAUCGACAGCAACUUUGCCUCACAAAAUACAGUCAGGUCCGGGGUCAGUGCGAUAUUUAGCCGCGCCACCACCCCCAGCACCAUAUUUUAUUAGUCUUCCACCACACGACGAUAAAAUCUAUCGGUAGAAUAAUUUACAACAUUCCAAUUACAUAUUUGUGUAUAUUACACUUUUAUUAAAUAGUGUCUUCAAACUGAAGGUGUGUAAAUAUACUUAUAAAUUAUUAAGAAUAUUUGUGGAUGAAUGUAAAACUAAUAAGAGAGGAUGCUUGUAAUUUGUGCUUAGUUUUAGAUUCAGAAUGGUGCCCUUCUUUUCAAUGACUGGUUUUGUUUGUUUUCUAUUAAGAAUUAUGUAAUACUGUUAGAACUUGGGCUAGGUUGGAACUAUCUAGUCACCAGUGACAGGUGCCUAAAUGUGUG
This is a messenger RNA of Pararge aegeria (speckled wood butterfly), 4270 nucleotides long. RefSeq names its product protein artichoke. Bases 1 to 3978 code for a protein of 1325 amino acids. The record is from RefSeq and is a predicted model, not a curated record. The transcript is spliced from 6 exons. Gene Ontology annotation, molecular function: protein binding. NCBI's taxonomy places the organism in Eukaryota, Metazoa, Arthropoda, Insecta, Lepidoptera, Nymphalidae.